AUGCCUUUUGUUAUAGGCGAGAAUGUCAAGGAUAAUGAUUGUUUUCGUUUAUUUGAGACCCAUCCAUUCUCCCCAUCCGUCACACAAAAGCCAUCUGCCUUACAAUCAUCUGAUCAUCUGGAAAAACGAAAUGAACCAAAGCCUGAUAUCUCUCCAUAUAUAAUAUCUCCACCUCAUUCCAUGAGUAAACUCGAAGCUCGUUCUUCGACAAAUGAAGGCCCAGUACAGCAGAAUAGUUCAUCAAUGCCAAUACCUAUAAUAGGUAAUGUUAAAUACAAAUACACGUAUGAAACCGGUACUAUCACCUCUCGUGACAUACCCAAACUUCAAAACAAUCUCCAAAAAAAUAAUUCUCAAAAUAAUCUCCAAAACACUAGUUCUAAUUUUUCAUCACGAACUACUAACCAAGUCGAUCACUCAUAUACUGCAAGAUUAACAUCAAAUGCUGACAUGCCAUCUCAACGUGUUGAUUCUCCAUCUCUAACUGAAGGUGGAAGUAGUGGAUUUUCAGUUGAUGGACGUUCCACUCCUUCAAAUUCUUUAAAUGCAUUUCAAAUGUCAAACACAACUUUAUAUUAUAAUGGAAUUGAAGUUCCACCACCAGGUGCACGGAUUAUUCCAUUAGAAUUACAAAUGCAGAUUGGAAAAGAAAUUAUGGCCCAAAGAGAAGAUUCUCGAAUUUCAUUAUUACCAUAUCUUGGCUCAAAAUAUAAAUUAUCUGAUCUGCCAUCAG
This is a messenger RNA of Racocetra fulgida, 733 nucleotides long. NCBI's taxonomy places the organism in Eukaryota, Fungi, Glomeromycota, Glomeromycetes, Diversisporales, Gigasporaceae. The record is from the annotation of a GenBank genome assembly.